AUGGCAUCUUUCAAAGUAAAGCCGGAGCACACUGGACCUCCCGAAUUAUACUACAAUGAAACAGAAGCAGCGAAAUAUGCAUCGAAUUCUCACAUCACUGCGAUUCAACACGAAAUGGCAGAGAGAGCUCUGGAAUUGUUGGCUCUUCCAGAAGGGAAAACUGGAUUUCUGUUAGAUAUUGGAUGCGGUACUGGAAUGAGCUCCGAAGUGAUAUUGGACGCCGGACACAUGUUCGUGGGAGUAGAUGUUUCCAGACCUAUGCUCGAAAUCGCACGCCAAGACGAAGAUCUUGAAUCUGGAGACUUUGUUCAUCAAGAUAUGGGUCUCGGAAUGCCAUUUAGACCGGGAAGUUUCGAUGGAGCUAUCAGGUUCCUUUAUGCCCUGGACACCCAUUUUAUAAAAGUUCCCUUCAGCAUUUCGGCGAUUCAAUGGUUGUGCCACGCGAACGCUUCUGACGAGAAUCCUCGUAAACGUCUCUUGUUCUUCUUCCAAUCACUUUACGGAUGCCUAGGACGCGGAUCUCGAGCCGUCUUCCAAUUCUACCCGGAGAAUGAUGAGCAGUGCGAUCUCAUUAUGGGUCAGGCACAUAAGGCAGGAUUCAACGGUGGACUUGUGGUUGACUUCCCGGAAGCUGCGAAACGGAAAAAGAUUUAUUUGGUUUUGAUGACUGGAGGAGUGGUUCAAUUGCCACAAGGAUUGACUGAAGACGGAGAAGAGGGAAGAACUCAGAUUGACAAUGCUGGCAGAAGAUUCGUCUGGAAUUCGCGUAAAAACGAGAAAGUUGCAAAGGGCUCCAAAGCUUGGAUCGAAGCCAAACGACAGCGACAGAUUAAACAAGGACGCGAUGUCAAACAUGAAUCCAAAUAUUCUGGAAGAAAGAGAAAGGCCAAAUUCUGA
Caenorhabditis briggsae is the source of this 897-nucleotide messenger RNA. The transcript is spliced from 5 exons. The record is from RefSeq and is a predicted model, not a curated record. Gene Ontology annotation, molecular function: rRNA (guanine) methyltransferase activity. Gene Ontology annotation, biological process: rRNA (guanine-N7)-methylation. Gene Ontology annotation, cellular component: nucleolus. NCBI's taxonomy places the organism in Eukaryota, Metazoa, Nematoda, Chromadorea, Rhabditida, Rhabditidae. Bases 1 to 897 code for a protein of 298 amino acids.